Culex pipiens pallens (northern house mosquito) is the source of this 3932-nucleotide messenger RNA. RefSeq names its product C-terminal-binding protein (gene CtBP). Gene Ontology annotation, molecular function: transcription corepressor activity; NAD binding; oxidoreductase activity, acting on the CH-OH group of donors, NAD or NADP as acceptor. Lineage: Eukaryota; Metazoa; Arthropoda; Insecta; Diptera; Culicidae. The transcript has 8 exons. The coding region runs from base 591 to 1937 and encodes 448 amino acids. The record is from RefSeq and is a predicted model, not a curated record.
UUUCGCCGCUCCGUCGUCAUCGGUCGCGUUUUUGCCGGGCUUGGAUUUCUCGCGGCGAUCCUUUUGCCGAAGAAGAAAAAGUUUUUUCCUCCUGGAGUGUGUGCCGCUACUGCUGACCAUUUUCCGCGACUUUUCGGCGUGUUUUCGCACCGGUUCCGUUCCCCGAGUGGUUCCAUUUUGUGCCGUACUACGCGCAGAACCCGCGGGCAGUGUUUUCCGGCCGUGAAAAGUGCAUUUUCGCGGUGAAAAGCGAAGGUGAAAAUUUUUGGGGUUUUUUUUCCUCUGCCGAUCGCCGCCAGAAAAGCCGCUUUGGAUUUGGCAAUUCAAGAAGAAAAGUGUUAACAGAGUCAAAGUGCGGUGCGAAAAACACCAGUGAUAUAUAAAGUGCAAAAGUGUGUUGAAAACAUACCCAAAAUCAAAGUGGCAGCGAAAAAGUGAAACCCGAAGAAAAUCGUCCACCUUUAACCUCCGUAUCAUAACCUUGCGUCCGGCAAACAAACCCGGCGCCAAAAUACGUCACCAACAGGCAAACCCCCGCCGCUAGAGGAGUUGUGUGUGCGUGUGCUGCGAUCUAGCGCGCCGCCGCGACCAUGUUGCCGAAACGGUCCCGUUUGGGCGACGUUCGCGGACCUAUCUCGAACGGACCGAUGCAGUCGCGGCCGCUGGUGGCGCUGCUCGACGGCCGGGACUGCUCGAUCGAGAUGCCGAUCUUGAAGGACGUCGCGACGGUGGCGUUCUGCGACGCACAGAGCACAUCGGAAAUUCACGAAAAAGUAUUAAACGAAGCGGUGGGAGCACUCAUGUGGCACACAAUCAUCCUCACGAAAGAAGAUCUGGAAAAGUUCAAAGCGUUACGGAUAAUCGUCCGCAUCGGCAGCGGCGUCGACAACAUCGACGUGAAGGCGGCCGGCGAGCUGGGCAUCGCCGUGUGCAAUGUGCCCGGCUACGGCGUCGAGGAGGUCGCCGAUACCACCAUGUGUCUGAUCUUGAACCUGUACCGGCGAACGUAUUGGCUCGCGAACAUGGUGCGGGAAGGCAAAAAGUUCACAGGCCCCGAACAGGUGCGGGAUGCCGCGCAGGGCUGUGCGAGAAUACGUGGUGAUACCCUCGGGCUGGUCGGGCUCGGCAGAAUAGGCAGUGCGGUGGCGCUGCGGGCGAAAGUGUUCGGUUUCAAUGUGAGCUUCUACGACCCGUACCUGCCGGACGGCAUCGAAAAGUCGCUCGGUCUGAACCGCGUCUACACCCUCCAGGAGCUGCUAUUCCACUCAGACUGCGUGUCGCUACACUGUACAUUAAAUGAACAUAAUCAUCACUUAAUUAACGAGUUCACGAUCAAACAGAUGAGACCCGGUGCAUUUCUAGUGAACACAGCCCGCGGCGGACUAGUCGACGACGAGGCGCUCGCCCACGCGCUCAAGCAGGGCCGAAUCCGGGCGGCCGCGCUGGACGUUCAUGAGAAUGAGCCAUACAAUGUAUUUCAGGGUGCCCUGAAAGACGCCCCCAACCUGCUGUGUACGCCCCACGCCGCCUUCUACAGCGAGGCGGCCACGACCGAGCUGCGCGAGAUGGCGGCCAGCGAGAUCCGGCGGGCAAUCAUCGGCAACAUCCCGGACUGUCUGCGGAACUGCGUCAACAAGGAGUACUUCCUGCGAUCGUCGACGGGCGGCGGCGCCGGAGGAUACUCGGAAGGUGGACUGCAGCAGGCCCAUAGUACAACCCCGCUCGAGGCCCCGCACAGUGCAGGAUCGCACGGGCCCCCCAGCGGUCCCCCGCCACCGUCAGUCGCCGUACCACCCGUCUCCGGCGUGACGGCGCCACCACCACAAGGUAUACUACUACAAACCCCACAUCAUUCUAUGGUCAGCAAAUCGCCUCUUAGUGCCCCCGAUCCAAGUAAUCAUCAUUCGGUUAAGCCGGAACCGUCGGAAGUACAUUAGUUUCAUUAUUAACUUUAUUACUAUUAUUAUUAUGUGUACGGACUUACGAUUAGGUUGACAAGUUGACGUAAAAUGAGAGCGAGAAAUAGAGAUAAAAUUGUGGGAAAAUGAGAAAAAAAUAAAAAAGAAACUUUUUAUUUCAGUUUAAGCAAGAUUAAAACCAGAAACACACAAGAAAAAAAAAUACAUUAAUAAGAGGGAAUACAAAAAAAACCAACAAGAGAAUAAAUGAAAACAAAUAUAUAUUGAGCGCGCAGAUGAGAGAAUCACAAAGCGAGAGAGCGAGAGAAAGAGCGAGCGAACGAGAGCGCGAAGAUCGAUAAUAAUGAUAAAACAUUGCAGAAGUAAACAAAACAAAAAAAAAUAAUGUGAGAUAAAUGAUUAUUAGUAAGAUGUGCGAAGUUACUGCAAGCAAAGUAUAUAAGUAAAAGUGAGAGGGCGACCAGCAACAAAAUGAGAAAGAAAAAAAAACUAAAAAGUAAUACAAAAUAGUUUUGUGUAAGAGAAAACUAUGUAAAAAUACAGGUGUAAAAACAAUACAACUGCAGAGAAAACCAACCACUAAACAUAACCACCACGAUUUUGGAGAAGAUGAAAAGAUUUAGUCAACACACUACUGCGUAGGGUUCCAAACCACAACACAAACAGAACAUAGAACUAACAAAACAGAAGAACAAUCUAACAAAACAAAAUUAAACAAGAAUAGUUUCAGCUUCCAAGAAAGUAAACAAAAAAAGUAUACAUCUAUUUCGAGGAAAAGUUAAACGAAAAAUAAAACACCGAGCUGGAUUAAACAACAACACAGAAAUACACAUUUAUACGUUGUAGAGUGGUACAUUUAAAAAAUUGAGAAUUGCUUCCUUUUUGUUUUUAACUUCUUAAUGAUAACGAUAAUUGGAUUAUAUUUUUUUAUUUUGUCUCUGUAAGUAGAAGAACAGAAAUUCCUUUUAUUUUUAAAUGUACGUAGGGAUUAAAGUUAAAAAGGUAAACAGAAAAACAGUAAAAGCAGAAAUUAGGAGCGCGUGUGAGAAAGAGUUUGAUCGCCGAUUAAUUUUGAGUGGGAGGGAGUGAGAGAGAGCGUGUGCGCUAGAGAAUUAGUUUAAAAGUGACGAGCGAAAACACGGACAGCAGAAAUCGCGAGAGAAUAGGGGAGAGCGUUGCGUUUUCUGAUUGCACUACUUCUGGAACGAGUUGAGUUGCACGAUCGCGUGCGGGUUCGAUCCUCGUGGUUGACGCUCUGAAAAUUACCCUUCAAGGUAACAUUUAUCUUGCUUCCAUUUUGCACACAAUCAAAAUGUUCCACUGAAAGAGAGAGAGAGAGUGCCAUAUUUCGAGUGCAUUUUCGAAACAAAGUCGAAUUUGAUCUCUUCUAGCAGCUCGAAAUUGAGUUAGGUACAAAUGUAAACAGAAAAAAAGUCGAUUGGCAUCUUCCCCGGUCGCCACGGAUCACUCGCGGUGCGUUUCUUCUUUGUGUCCUAGCGUGCUGAGGCACGUAAGGCUCAAAAAGCAGUUCAAAGUUGUGCGAUCAGAAACACCAAGCAGCACGUUUUAAACUAAUUGAUAAGAACAAGAAAACACUCCCCUAAACCACAUAUGCUUUAAGGAUGUAAGUGAAAUUGGUUAAGUAAAAAAACAAAACAAAACAAACAAGAGCAACUACAGAGAAAUUCAAUAAACAAUACAGUAACAACAAACCACGCAGCCAACUUUUACCCGCACACACGAACACACAAUGGCAAUCAUCCAGGAAGGGAAAAGCAGUUUUCCCUCCAAACUGUGCGUGUGUGCAGAAAAAAAACAUCUUCUGAAAAGAGAAGAGAAGCUGCUCCGAACACAACAAACUAGAUUUACUUACCUGGUAGUGUGCGCUGGGCAUUCGUUGUCGUCGUUGUGUUGAGGAAAUGAAACUCACAAAUUACAACAACAGAAAAACAAUACAAAAAAGAUAAAGUAAAAGCGAAAUGCAUUCCUUUGUGCAACCAUUUGAAAGAAGAA